This is a messenger RNA of Exophiala xenobiotica, 826 nucleotides long. RefSeq lists its product as uncharacterized. NCBI's taxonomy places the organism in Eukaryota, Fungi, Ascomycota, Eurotiomycetes, Chaetothyriales, Herpotrichiellaceae. Bases 1 to 807 code for a protein of 268 amino acids. The record is from RefSeq and is a predicted model, not a curated record. The transcript has a single exon.
AUGUCGACCAAGGAACAGACUCCAAGCAGCGGCGAUGGAAGUCGAACAUACGACAGUCUGAGAGAUAUAAUGUCCCAGCGCACGGUUGCAAAAAACAUCCCAUACCUUAUCGAGCAUAUCAAGCCGACGGAUCGUAUACUCGACGUUGGCUGUGGAGUCGGCUCGAUCACUAUUGGCCUUGCCCAACUCGUACCUCAAGGACAUGUCGUCGGGAUCGACGUGGGAGAGACCGAGAUUGCAAUGGCUCGAGAUGCUGCUGCUGAACAGGGCAUCAAGAAUGUCGAAUUCAAGACUGGCGACGCCCACAAGUUGCUCGAGACCUUCGGGGAGGGUAGUUUUGACAUUGUCCAUGCACACAUGGUCCUUAUGCACCUGACCGAGCAGGUCACGGUCUUGCGGUCUAUGCGACAGCUCACUCGUCCCGGGGGUCUUGUCGCAUCCACGGACAUGGCAGAGAUGCUGUACUAUCCUCCGCUCUCGGCCCUGGACAAACAGAAAGAGAUCUGGUACAAAUCAUGCGAAAGCAGAGGCAUUGUUCCAAAUGGAGGAAGGCUCAACCAUGUCUGGGCUCACGAGGCGGGAUUUGAAUGGAGCCAAAUUCAGCUGGGUACGUCUUCUCAGCAAUGGUUUGGAGAGUCGAUGAAACAAUGGGCUCGAGGUGCAUGCAACGCAACGCAGAACUUUCUGAAAUCCGGUCUGCUGACAGCCGAGGAAUGUACCCGGAUCGAGGCGUCUUAUGAAGAUUGGGCCGCAAAGCCGGAGAGCCGAGUCAUGGGAUUGGAUGGAUGGGUUUUAUGCCAGAACUAGGAGAUGGAGUCGAUUGUGC